AUGAUUGAGGAAAUGUUCAACUCUGCAGAACUGCGUGGGGAGACUGUUUGGCCAGAAGUUAUCAUGAAGGUGAAAGUACUUCUGCUCCCUCUGUUUUGCCUCCUUACAUUAUUAACAGGUGUGUGUCCCCAGGGACCCACAGAGAUAUAUGUCAAGGCAGGUGAGAUGGUGGCUCUGUACUGCCCUCGUUACAGAGGGUAUGAUCAUGGUGAUGCCAAACUGAUCUGGACCCGUUACCACACCCAGGACAUGGAUCUGACCAACAGCGUGUCAUCAGCUGAGCAGAGGCAGAUGGGCAUACUGGUUCAUGAGAGGAGCCUUGUGAUUCUUAGUGCUUCUGUAAACCAUCAGGGGAAUUACUCAUGCUCUCAGGGGAAUGCCAGCACCUGGUUCAGGCUGACAGUUCUCACACCACAGUCCAGAGAGUAUGAAAAGAUGACCCAGUACUCUACAACAGGUUACACAGAAGAGGCCUUCACAUUGCAUUGCCCUGAUGUAAACAUAGCUGCUGAAAACAUCCCAAAUAUUACCAGCAACGGCAUUAUAUGGCACAAGGAGGGCGAGUCAUUGCCAACACACAGUUACUUCUCAAGUGUGAAAGAGAAUGAUCAUGGUGUCUACACCUGUACCAGAUCUUACCUGUGUUAUGGUCAAAUAUAUAACAUGACCUUUACAGUGGUGCUUCGUGUCCAACAAAAGGUAAAACCUGUGAAAGAUGCCGAAAUCAGAGAACCGCCGAAUAAUCAUGUAUUUCAUGUAGAUUUGGGCUCACCAAAAGUGAUUGAUUGUAAAGCUGUUAUUCAUUCAAACUUUGAUGAGGUAUUCUGGUUAAGUGGGAAAUCAUUCGUGGAAACCGACAACAGCUUACCAGUUUUCUACAAUUUCACAAAGAACAACAAUACUGGAAAAAUAAUGACAGCAUCUCUCGUCUUUAAAAAAGUGUCAGAGGAGGAUCUAUUGAAAAAUUACACCUGUAAACUGACCUCUGUAUCUGAACACUCAAACUUUGUCACCAUCAACUUGGCCCAAAAACCUCGCCCUUCUUACCUUUCCCUGGCUCUUGGCAUUGUCGGUAUUGUGGUGGUGAUGGUUUUGACAGUAGUUAUCUAUGUGAGGUUCAAAAUUAACAUCACUCUUUUCCUAAGAGACACUAUUGGCUGCCAUAGCAGCACCUCAGAUGGAAAGAGCUAUGAUGCCUUUUUGAUCUGUUACAAGAGCAACACAGACGCAGGACUACAUGAAGAUGACAGAAAAGAGCUGGAGAAUGUUUUGGAAGAGAGGUUUGGUUACAGUCUCUGUCUUUAUGAUCGUGACGUCUUACCGGGGAAAGCGGUAGCAGAGGCAGUGUUGGACUGUAUAGAGCAGAGUCGCACGGUGGUUUUGGUUCCCACCUCUCCGGAUCCUGGUCCAGGAUCUGGCCUGCUGAGUGCCAUCCAUGAAGCCCUUGUGGAGCGACAGACUCGCUUGGUUUUCAUCCAAACUGAGACAACAGAUGUGUCGAGAUCAGGUUCGUUACCAGAGGCCUUACAGCUUCUUGGCGAGGCUGGAGACUGUGUCACCUGGAAGGGCAUAAGCUCCAUGCAGCCCUCCUCCUCCUUCUGGAAGCAGCUACGUUAUUACCUACCUUCCCCGCAGCAUGCACCAAAAGUAAGGCUUUUACCUUAGACAAUCCAGGAUGGUAUGUCAUUGUAAAAUGUUAAGCCAAGUCAGUAUUUGUUUUCCAUUUACACAGAACACCGGAUUGUUUUUCAGUGCACAUAGAAAAUAGACAGCUAGGUGACCGUGAGGAGAUAUUCGCUGUAUUGGAUUAACAUCACUUACUAUACCUUUUAAUAUUGAUUGAUUGAUUGAUAUUUUUAUUUACCUGUCAUGCCACUAAGUGGCCCAGCCCACACGGAAUUACAUGACACCAAUUACAACAGUAAUUAAUUCCACACAUUCCUUAUAAUUGUAUACUACAAAUGCAGUAUAUAAAAAAUGCAUACAUACAGUAAUCAAUAGGAUGCAUUAUAAGCUGAUUGUAAGAAAAUUCAGAUCCCCGACCACUCCAAUGGAUGCAUUUCUUUAAAAGAAUCCAGAGUAAAAGCUAUAAAUCUUUCAUAUAAUAUUUUGACAUUAAUAAGUGAUAUAACAUCUCAUGUUGACACAAUACACAGUUUAAACACAAAUGAUGUAUGCUACUUACACAAUACAAUAUUAUUAUUAAAGUACUUGCCAUGCUUGCAGUCAGAUGACAGUAAUCAUAGAUCUAGACAUCCUAGAAAGGUUAUGGCCAUUGGAAUGGUCGGGGGAGCUGACGGGUUAAUAUUUUUAUUUAUUAUACAACUUGGUUGAAUACUUGAUUCUGGUCAAUCACGGCAUUCUGCUGCCUGCUAUUCUGUAUACCAGAUCAUUGCUAAGUAUAACGGACCAUUGCCAUGGGCGGAGUGUUGAUCAUAGACUCUGGCAGACCAUUUUUAAAUCAAUAGAAUUGUUUUUAAAUUAAUAUUUGUACUCAUACCAAGCUCAUACCACUGAUCAGCGGAUCACAAAGGGAGAGAGAGGGUGGAUGAAACAGAAAUCAGUAACAUUAUUGUGAAUUGAACCCCUUCAGACCGUUGGGAUUCUUAUUUACAAUAAUGAUCGACUCGCUCUACAUUGUCCCUUACCUAUACCUUGUAUUCUUGAAUUGCCCUCAAUAAGUUUCCUUUUUAGUAUGAAAGCUGACACAAGGAACUUGUCCUGUUAGCUGCAAAGACAUACUGUAAUUAUACAUGAAAAGGAAAAAUGCUUCUUGUUAUUACAUUAGUAGCCUAUACAUGAUUACAUUAGCCUAUACACUGACACAUCCAGAAUUGUAUAGUGUAUUCUAAAUACUGUUGAGAUGUUUCUUUUUAUAGUGGCUCAUUAAUUAAAAUCCCUGUUUUAUAUUUUAAUGGUGUAACUGGAUUUCCCUACUUUAUUAUUACACAUUUUCCUGCCAUGCACUGUGUGUAAUUGUUCUUUGGGAAACAUUUACAUACAUUUGUUUUAAUAUUGUACUGUCACUGUCAUGCUGCACUUCAUCCUUCAUCCAUUUCCUCUAUCACUGCAUGUACUGUACCAUGAAAUGAGUUACUGUGAUGCCCUGAGGCAAAAAUAUGUUUGAAAUGUACUUAAAUAAAUAAUAUUUUUGCCUA
This is a messenger RNA of Sander lucioperca (pikeperch), 3158 nucleotides long. RefSeq names its product interleukin-1 receptor-like 1. The coding region runs from base 1 to 1665 and encodes 554 amino acids. Gene Ontology annotation, biological process: signal transduction. The transcript is spliced from 10 exons. Gene Ontology annotation, molecular function: interleukin-1 receptor activity. The record is from RefSeq and is a predicted model, not a curated record. NCBI's taxonomy places the organism in Eukaryota, Metazoa, Chordata, Actinopteri, Perciformes, Percidae.